Messenger RNA from Meriones unguiculatus (Mongolian gerbil), 5196 nucleotides. It is a transcript of the gene Slc26a1, whose product is annotated as solute carrier family 26 member 1. Gene Ontology annotation, molecular function: secondary active sulfate transmembrane transporter activity; bicarbonate transmembrane transporter activity; oxalate transmembrane transporter activity. Gene Ontology annotation, biological process: transmembrane transport. Bases 2032 to 4137 code for a protein of 701 amino acids. The record is from RefSeq and is a predicted model, not a curated record. NCBI's taxonomy places the organism in Eukaryota, Metazoa, Chordata, Mammalia, Rodentia, Muridae. The transcript has 4 exons. Gene Ontology annotation, cellular component: membrane.
GGCUUGGGAGGGGCGAAGAGAACGCGGCCUGUGGACGCCAACUCUGUGGGAUGCCAAGCGGGAAGGGGGUGGUGCGUGGAGCGCGGAAACGCGAGCUCCCGGGAGAGCCUGAAGCCCCGGGAAGGCGUAGAAAUUGUGGUCCUGGAGCCCGACCGGCCCACCAUUUUCCACUGUUGCACAGGGUGUGAUGUUUUCUUCCCAAAUAAAUACAUUCAAGAUUUAAAUGGUGGAAUCAGAGAAAAAAGAAGGAAAUCACCGAGCCGCGUAGGACCAAAUAGACCUAUGGGCCUCUAACCCUGACUGUGUGCCCAGCAGCAAGCCAAGGAGCUGCAGCUCAGGGUGCACUGGGGUGUGGGAGUGGGCCAGGUCGCACCCUUUGCAGCACCACCCCGAGUGCGCAGAGCUGUAGAGGCAGAGGAAUGAGUGGAGCAGGGGACUUAUCGGUAAAUCACGGAAGAUAGGACUUCAUCUGCAUUUCAAUUUGCAGUGGACACUGAUCAGGAGGGGGUCUGAUGUAGGGCCCAAUCCCCCCUACACCUAGGGCAGUGGAGAGACGAGGGACCAUUCCUACACUGUUUUCCCUGCUUUGGAGGGAAGGUGAAUACUCCCACCCUCUCCUACAGCCCAGCUCCUCCAUGUCUGCAGGGGCAUUCUUUCCACAACUUCAGCUCUGCCCUUCUCAAAAACGUAGCAACAGUCCAUCCCCCAGAGGCCCCGAUGUGGGUACCUGGGUAGGUUAUCAUUUUAUGACACCCUCGGUAGCUAGCCCUAUCCCAGCUUUUAUCUGACACAGGAGGAGCUGCUCUGACUGGCCCCACCACACCCACUGGGUAACCGCUCCUGUAAGCCACCUUUCCCAACUGCUGUACAAACAGUGGCUCAGGGCUUGUUAAGGAAAGAGGAGGUCCAGCCUUACAGAGGGAGGGCAGAACAAGUGAAGACCCUGGGAUCCUAAAUAGGUUCUUCCAAGAACAGCAGACUGACUUGGAGCCUCAGAGCAAAGGUGGAGGACUACCUAGCCCACAGGUGGAGGACUACCUCACCACAGAAAAGCCAGCCCUGCCCAGUCUCACAGCCAGCUUUCCCACUCUGGCCGCUCCACCCGUUUAUUCCCUAAUCACCUACAAGUGGGGUUUUGGCCAGGCCUAUGGCUCCCAGGAACCUGGCAAGGCUUGUAGAUGUGCCAAAGAAGUGACUAACCUGGGAAAUGGAAGGGACUCUGAAUUCUUAUUAUCCCUGACCUGGGGGAUUGGAGUCUCAGGGUCCCAGCUGGUUCUGUAAGGCAACUGUUGAUCCGAAGGCCCUUCUCAAGACCCUUAGGGAUAGGAGGAAAAAAACAUAGUUUCACUUUGCCCAGUCCCAAGUGGAGCCUGUGGAGACAGCAGAACAGACUAGCUCGGCCUUCCACCCAUGCUGAAGGGAAUACCUCCACGAUGAGAGGGCACCCAAAAUACAGAAGCCCACAGAAGACAGCAAGGUCCGUUACACAAAACUGCUACUUAUUCUUUAAGCACAAUGUAAGCAACUCAUUGCUCACUACAAGAUGUGGAUCUGAGAUGCUGACCAGCCUUACAGAACUUCCAGGCAGACCCAAGGCACUGAUUAUUUACGCUAACGUUAAAGGGCCACUUAGCUUUAGGCUAGCCUGACAAGGAAAGUCCCGUGUCCUGCAGAGGUGCAUGGGGACCAAGUGCCUGACCGGAGGAGUGAAAAAGAAGGGGGGCUGGAACAAGGCCAAUCCAGGAUCCCUGCCUCCAAGGGAAGAACACGCUUAUGCUGGUAGUCCUUGGGCUGUGCACAACACGGGCAUGUGCUCACACAACAGUAACCUUGUGCACCACUGCGCACAGGAACAUGGAGAGACCGAGCUUCAGCUUUCUCCAGCAAGAACAGGCUCCGGGAAUGUGAAGAAAAGAUAACCAGCAUCUGGGAUCCAGGCUCAGCCCACCAGCAAGCUGCAGGCCCCAGACACUGCAAAGCCAACAGAGCCGGCCAGGUGCCCAGGUUGGCCGAAGAGCCUGCUGUGGCAGGAUGGACACUUCUCCUGAGCCCCAACAGAAGGGUGGGACACUGGUGCUAGUGCGACGGCAGCCCCCUGUGUCCCAGGGCCUGCUGGAAACGCUGAAGGCCAGACUGAAGCGGAGCUGCACCUGCAGCUUGCCGUGUGCUCAGGCUCUGGUGCAGGAUCUGUUUCCCGCCUUACGCUGGCUGCGCCAGUACCGCCCUAAGGAGUACCUGGCAGGUGAUGUGAUGUCUGGAUUAGUCAUUGGCAUUAUCCUGGUGCCGCAGGCCAUAGCCUACUCACUGCUGGCUGGGCUGCAGCCCAUCUACAGUCUCUAUACUUCCUUCUUUGCCAACCUUAUCUACUUUCUCAUGGGCACCUCACGCCACGUUAAUGUGGGCAUCUUCAGCCUGCUGUGUCUCAUGGUGGGUCAGGUAGUGGACCGGGAACUCCAAUUGGCUGGCUUUGACCCCUCCCAGGAUUCUCAGGGGCCCAGGAACAAUGGUAGCACCCUCAACAACUCCGCUACACUGAUGCUUGGGCUACAGGAUUGUGGACGGGACUGCUAUGCCAUUCGAAUUGCCACGGCACUCACUCUGAUGGCCGGGCUUUAUCAGGUCCUCAUGGGUGUCCUCCGGUUGGGCUUCGUGUCUACCUACCUCUCACAGCCACUGCUCGACGGCUUUGCUAUGGGAGCCUCCGUGACCAUCUUGACAUCUCAGGCCAAACACCUGCUGGGCGUGCGGAUCCCUCGGCACCAGGGCCCAGGCUUGGUGGUCCACACGUGGCUGAGCCUGCUGCAGAGUGUGGGACAGGCCAACGUGUGUGACGUCAUCACCAGUGCUGUGUGCCUAGGAGUUCUGCUGGCAGCUAAGGAGCUCUCAGACCGCUACCGGCACUACCUGAAGGUGCCAGUCCCCACAGAGCUCUUCGUCAUUGUGGUGGCCACAACUGUGUCCCACUUUGGACAGCUCCACACACGGUUCAGCUCAAGUGUGGCUGGCAACAUUCCCACUGGUUUUGUGGCCCCACAGGUACCGGACCCUAAGAUAAUGUGGCGUGUGGCCCUGGAUGCCAUGUCCCUGGCCCUUGUGGGCUCAGCCUUCUCUAUUUCCUUGGCAGAAAUGUUUGCCCGUAGCCAUGGCUACACUGUCCGAGCCAACCAAGAGUUGCUGGCUGUGGGCUGCUGCAAUGUGCUGCCCGCUUUCUUCCACUGUUUUGCUACCAGUGCUGCUCUGUCUAAAACCCUGGUGAAGAUAACCACUGGCUGCCAGACCCAGCUGUCCAGUGUGGUCAGUGCUGCUGUGGUGUUGCUGGUGCUGCUGGUGCUGGCUCCGCUGUUUCACGAUCUGCAGCGAUGUGUGCUAGCCUGUAUCAUUGUUGUCAGCCUGCGGGGGGCGCUGCGCAAGGUGAAGGACCUCCCGCAGCUCUGGCGGCUGAGCCCUGCUGACGCACUGGUCUGGGUGGCGACCGCGGUCACCUGCGUGCUGGUCAGCACCGAGGCUGGACUGUUAGCCGGAGUGUUCUUCUCCCUGCUCAGCCUGGCGGGCCGCACGCAGCGGCCCCGGGCUGCCCUUCUUGCUCGCAUUGGAGACUCGGCCUUCUACGAGGAUGCGGCUGAGUUUGAGGGCCUCCUGCCCCCGCCCGAGGUGCGAGUGUUCCGUUUCACGGGUCCACUCUACUAUGCCAACAAGGACUUCUUCCUGCGGUCGCUCUACCGCCUAACAGGGCUGGAGGCAGGGCACUCGGCCACCAGAAAGGACCAGGGACCGGAGAUGGGUGUCGGCAAUCUUGCCGACGGCAAGGAUCCGGGCUCAGUGAGCAGCGGGGCUGGGCUGGUGCUACCCCUGGCAUUCGGUUUCCACACAGUGGUCAUUGACUGUGCGCCACUGCUGUUCCUGGACGUGGCCGGCAUGGGCACCCUGAAGGACCUGCGCAGAGACUGCAGGGCUCUGGAUAUCACCCUGCUGCUUGCUUGCUGCAGUCCCUCAGUGAGGGACACGCUGAGGAAGGGGGGCUUCCUUGGAGAAGACCAGGGCGCUGAAGAGGAACUACUGUUCCCCAGCGUGCACAGUGCUGUGGAGGCCGCGCGAGCGCGCCGUGAGGAGCUGCUGGCUGUGGAUUCUGCCCUUUAGCAGGGCCCACUUCCUCAAGAGCCAAGACCAUGUCCACAGCCAGUACUGAGCUCCUUUGUAGGAGUGAUAUGAAGGAUAAAGUCAUUAGAGGUACACCCUUGGACCACCUAUGCCCUGGAGAAGGCAGGGAACUCCAAUUAGGAAAGGGAAGUGCGGCACCCUAAACACGGUCAAGGGUUCCAAACAUCGCGUGAGUGAGCCCCUCUACCUCUGAGACCACUGCUGCCCCCUGGUGCCUAUCCAACUCCGGUAGCUGCACUGCACGAAGGAUUCCUCAGCUGAGGCGCUGCAGUUUGAUAAUCUAGGUGUCAUACUUCCGAAACAGUCCUGCAAACUGUGUGUCCUCCAAGACGCCAAAAGGACACUUUCCCACCCCCUGCACCUCCCCCCCAGGUACCAGGAAUGAGCUGCCCUGUUCCAGAGCAGACGGUCCAGUGUGUAACCCCAACCUGACCUUCAAACACAACGUCUCUGCACAGCUUAUACUAGUGACCACAGUGUGGCACACGCAUGUACAAAGCCAGGCACAGUAGACCCAACCCCAUUCUGUACUUCUAAGAAAACCUCAGGAGGAAAUCACGUGUGCCCAAGCAGACAUUCCCCUCCUCUUCUGCCCAACAGGAUCCUCUAACAGGAAGUACACAGCUCCAGCCCUGUGCCCUACCAUGAUGCUCCCCCACCCAGAGCCCAGCACUGUGCUCCACAGCCGGCCCCGACAAAGGCCAGGCAAAGGCCCUCCGAAGGUCAGGCUCUGCCCAGCAGCUCCCAGGGCACCCACCUUAUCACCCACCUGGCUGUGAUGAGGUCCAGCAGCCAGUGUAUCCGGACCUGUUCAAUGCCGCUGUGAGGGACAGCACCUAUGUAGGCAAGGUUCAGUUGCUGGUCCCAACUAAGGUCGUACUGGUCAGCGUGGUCGUGAGGCAGUGGGGGGCUAGGGACAGGACAGAGAAGUGAAACGUUUGCAGGGGCCUGCAGCAGAACAGAUUCCACACACGCAGACCCUUGCAGAUGAACAGUGUGUGUCUCCACAGUAUAUGAUAAAGUAGCCUUUCAUCAGAA